AUGGAACCUCUCGAUGGCGAGCAUGCAACUUCGGUCUGUACGUCAAUGUCUAUGGUCUUGCUCGUAUUCGCCUUCAUCUCUAUUGUCCUCUAUCUACUAGUCUCCCACAUUCGGCAAAGCUCACAACCACAUAUGAAGAAUAGCCUUUCUUUACCCCCAGGACCGCCUCGAUUGCCAAUUUUCGGCAAUUUCUUCAAUGCGCCAGAGAUUUGCUUCAACUGGUUAACCCAUUAUCAAUGGAAGUACUUGUACGGACCAAUCGUGCAUUAUGAAAAGGGAGGCCAGUCUUACAUCGUCCUGACCACGGUCGAGGCGGCUCACGAUCUUUUGAACAAGCGAGCAAGCAAUUAUUCAGGACGCACAUUCAGUCCUUACGCAGGAGAGCUCGUUUGUAACAACUACAACAUUCUCUUUCUACAAUACGAGACCCAGUUCCGGCUCCAUCAACGGCUCCAUGCUAAGGGACUCAACCCUCGCUCCGUGGCGCCGUACCAUCCUCUGAUAGAGUUGGAAUCGCUUCAGCUGCUGAACGAUCUACUGUCAGAGAUUCAAGAGAAAAGCGGCGAGAAGCAAAUAGGAGCUGCUGUGAACCCUCACUGGCACUUCCGACGCGCAGCAUCCAGCAAUGUCAGCAUGAUAGCUUGGGGCUAUCGGCUACUUAGGGGCAAUCCCGAGCAUGAAGCACAAAUCAAAUUCUUCGACGUCGCCCCAACCUCGGUAGUCUUGAAGACUACGCAAACAUGGUACGAUAUCUUCCCUUGGCUGAAACAUCUUCCUUACGCCAUUUCUCCGUGGAAACGGGCAGCAAAGGUCCUGUUCGAGCGCGAGGAGGCUCAUUACUUGGGCAAUUUUCGUAGCGCACUGGAAAGACCUGGUUAUAACCUGAGCAAACAAAUUGCCAACAGCACUGAUGUUUCGGAUGCGGGCAUGUGCGAGACCGAGCAGGCGUGGGUUGUUGGAACGUUGACCUUAGCCAAUGGUGAUACCAGCGUCGCCACUCUGUGCUGGUUCGUCGUUGCCAUGUUGACGUAUCCGCAUGUCUUUGGCAAGGUUCAGGACAUGAUCGAUAAAGUCGUUGGUCAUGAUCGCUUGCCUGUUUUCGAAGACCGGGAGAAGCUGCCAUACGUCGACGCGAUGAUCGAGGAAGUCAUGCGGUGGCGCCCUAUCCUACCAGCUGGGCUGGAUCAUGCGGCCGUUGAGGAAGAUGAGUACAAGGGAUAUAGAAUCCCGGCAGGAGCGACGAUCAUUCACUCACAAUGGGCGAUUACGCGAGACAAAGAGGUGUAUGGCGCGGACUGCGACGACUUCAGACCGGAGAGAUGGAUCGAGAACGAAGACCUACCCAGGACCGCCUUUGGAUACGGAAGGCGACUUUGCCCAGGCAGGCAUGUAGGCAGAGAAGGCCUGUGGAUAUUAUUUGCCCGGCUCAUUUGGGCAUUUCGUCUUGAGCAGACGACGGAUCCGGUCACACUGAAGAAGAAAGUGGUUGAUCCAAUGUCCAUGAUGCCGGCGGGCUUCGUUAUUGGGCCAAAUCCUUUUGAAGCUUUGUUCAUCCCUAGGGGUCCAUGGGUUGAAGCCCUCGUACAUCAAGAUCUUCAAAGUGCAGAGAAGAAUGUUGGAAAGAUCAUGGAGCAGGUGGACACAGAUAAGAGGCUUUAG
Messenger RNA from Colletotrichum scovillei, 1659 nucleotides. Its product is annotated as cytochrome P450. Gene Ontology annotation, molecular function: heme binding; oxidoreductase activity, acting on paired donors, with incorporation or reduction of molecular oxygen; monooxygenase activity. The coding region runs from base 1 to 1659 and encodes 552 amino acids. The record is from RefSeq and is a predicted model, not a curated record. The transcript has a single exon. NCBI's taxonomy places the organism in Eukaryota, Fungi, Ascomycota, Sordariomycetes, Glomerellales, Glomerellaceae.